ACUCUCCUUCCAUUUCCCCCAUCUCUUCAAGUCAUCUCUUUGCUCUUUCUUUCCACUCUUCGUUUUCCUUCUCUCCAAAUUUCAACCAAAUCGACCAUCUCCUCUCUUCCUCUUCCAUUCCAUUUCCACCGACACCGACGAUAUGGAGGAUUCUAAUGCCAAUGCAGUGACCCUGUUGAGAAAUUCCAUCGAGAAAUCAGGCUUCUCUACUCAAGAUUACUCGGAUGCAACGAUGAUGAGGUUUUUGAUUGCGAGAUCGAUGGAAGUUUCGAAAGCAGCGAAGAUGUUUGUGCAAUGGAAGAAAUGGAGAGAUGCAACGGUUCCAAAAGGAUACAUCGCGGAAUCGGAGGUUGAAGAUGAGUUGAAAGCUAAGAAAAUUUUCUUACAAGGAAUGUCCAUUAAACAACUCCCCGUUAUGAUAGUUAUAGCCAAUCGCCAUUUUCAUUCCAAGGAUCAACUCCAGUUUAAGAAGUUUGUAGUUCAUCUCUUGGACAAGGUGAUUGCAAGUGGUUGCAAAGGAAAAGAAAUUGGGAACGAAAAGUGGAUUGCCAUUGUUGAUCUUCAACAAAUCUCAUACAAGAAUGUCGAUCCACGUGGACUCAUCACAGCCUUUCAAUUUUUACAGAAUUACUACCCAGAACGUUUGGGGAAGUGCUUCAUUCUAAACAUGCCAUGGUUUUUCGUUAGCAUUUGGAGAAUGGUUUCUCGUUUUGUUGACACUGCAACCCUCAAAAACUAUUUUAUGCACAAAAAGUGAUAUAUAUAUAUAUAUAUAUGCAUAAAACAAUAAUUUACAGAUUUUAAUUGUGAGCAAUGAAGAAGAAAAAAGGAAUAUGAUAGAGGAAGUUGGGGAAGAUGUAUUGCCAAUUGAGUACGGUGGAAAGGCAAAGUUUUUUGCUCUUCAAGAUGUGGUGGUUCCUCACUUACAUGUUUGAAUAUUAUUGUGGAAUUUAGUUCAAUUCCCUUUGGAAGAUUAGUUGUAAUUUGUUAAAUUAUUAAACCUUCAAAUAUCAUUUUCCUUACAAUUUUAAUAAUUUUAAAUUUUGUACUUUUAAAA
Molecule: messenger RNA, 1057 nt
Organism: Cucumis melo (muskmelon)
Lineage: Eukaryota; Viridiplantae; Streptophyta; Magnoliopsida; Cucurbitales; Cucurbitaceae
Product: sec14 cytosolic factor-like
Exons: 6
Coding region: 143-757 (204 amino acids)
Source: RefSeq, a predicted model, not a curated record